CCAUUCUACCCUUCUCGGGGAAGCAAAGUAGUUGAGAGAAAACAAGAAAUGACGGUUCUGUCCUCAGUCACUCCGUGUCAAGUGUAAAAACCACCACAACGAAACCAAAAGAUCAUUUUUUGCAGGGACAAGCUUCUCUCUUUGAGCCCAUCGAUUUCUGAAGCAUGGACUCAAAAGUUGAAGAACCCUAAAACUUUUCUGAUCAUCGAACAAAAGGGAAACCAAAAGCGCCGAGCUUUUGAUGCAGGUAAAUAUGGCACAUGACACACGAUCUAGUCGGAAAGUCAAGGAUGACGAGAGUAAUAAUUCCAUUGGGAGGCAGAUUAGUAGUAAAGGACCCAGUACUUCAGGCUCGUCAACGUCAGAUACACCUGUCUUAAGGAGGUCUUCUAGAGAAACAUUGUUGAAGAAAAACAACAGUCUGAGCCCUUCUAGCAAUCGGAAGUCUGAACGACUUGAAAAAGAAAUACCUGAAACUCCUCCAGCUAAGAAGAAAUCUGAGAGAGGUGAGAAUAAGUCAACGCCGAGUACUCUAAGGAGGUCUGAAAGAGGCAAGACUCAGUCAUCCACUUCUGCAUCUAGAACAUCUAAUAAAAGCUUGGAUUUAUCACCAAUGAAAGAAAGAAGGGAAAACAAGGAGAAGAGUGUGAAACAAUUGACCUUGGGGACUGAGAAACUUAGCAAUAGUGUGAAACAAAAUGUAGGACAUAGGCAGGUCAAACAAAAAAGAUUGAACUCACGUGCUUAUAUCAGAAGUCUCCAAGGAUAUAUGAAACCUUCAGAUGUUCAGAAGCUGAGGGAUAAAUGUACACCGCCACCAUUUUACAGUGCUGUAACUGAAAUGAUCAAUCAGGUGCCUGAAAGGGUAAAGGUGGAUUUUUCUGCCAUGGAAAAGCAGACGCCCGAGCUGACAACUUCUAUAUCAAACGGAAAAAUUUCUGAUGUUAAUAUCGGCUUAGAAGGCAGUGACUGUAUUACACCUUCUAAAAGGAAAAGGGAGAUGGCUGAUGGAGGAUCUGAUUCUUUGGGAGCAAACACGAGUAAAAAGGUCUGCACCGUGGUUGAUGCCGUCUCUUUAUUGUCAUCUGGCUGUACAGAAAAUCUUCCGGUUGAAAAAUGUGGUGUCUGUUUUAAGCGACAAAGGUUAGACAGUGAUUCAAUGAAGCAUGAUUGUUGCUCUUGUGGAACAAAGCUGCUAUCUGUUGGUGAAAAUGAGCUGGAUAUUGGAGAUGUCCGAGCUGAUAAUAUAGUGAGCCAACUUGAAAAGCUUAACAUUUAUAUGCAGCAGAAGGUGUUGUCUGGAGAUCUCGUAUCAAAUGGUGAAGAAAAUAGUCGAAAUGCAUGCCUCAUUUGCACUUCUGGGGGGAAGCUCUUGUGCUGUGAUGGAAAAGGAUGCAAGAGUAGCUAUCAUCUUUCUUGUCUAGAUCCUCCUAUGAGUGAUGCUCCUACUGGAGUCUGGUACUGUUCUGUGUGUGUUCAGAAAAACACAGAAUCCAGUAUACAUUCUAUGUCAGAUGAACCAGAGUCACUCGGGAAUGCUAGAGACGUGGAGGUAUCAGAUGCUGAUGAUUCGUCCAGGUUUAUGGAGUACUGGGUUCCUGUAGAAAUAUCGAAUGUUCAGCGAGAGCUAUACUGUGAAAAGCUGCUGUUAAACCCCUCAUUGCUUUACUUAUCUUCAUCAAAAGAUCUUGUUGGAGCACUCCACGAUCUACUUAGAUCUACACGAAAGUGCUGUGAUCACCCUUACAUUUUGGAAGCAUCGGUACAAGAAAAAGUUAUGGAAGUCGAAGGCAUUCAAGCAAUUGACAAUUUUGAAGAAAAAAAGAAAGCAAUGUUGGAUGCCGGAAUAAAGACAAGUGGCAAGCUUCAGCUUCUUGACAUGAUGCUUAUGGAGAUAAAGAAUCAAGGUUUUAGAGUGCUAAUCGUAUAUCAGUCAAUAGGUGGUCCGGGAAUUGGUCCGGGAAUUUGUAUAGGAGAUAUUUUGGAUGAUUUCCUGCGUCAAAGGUAUGGUGAAGACUCUUAUGAACGAGUUGAACAGGGUGUCGUUGCCACUAAGAAAGGCGAGUCAAUGGACAAGUUUAACAAUAAGGCAUGUGGUAGGUUUGUGUUCUUAUUGGAGACUCGUGCCUGCCGUCCCAACAUCAAACUAUUAUCAGUUGAUACUAUUAUUAUAUUUGGGAGUGACUGGAACCCAGUGAAUGAUGUACGAGCCUUGCAAAAGAUAUCACUUGAUUCACAGUUUGAGCAGAUAAAAGUAUUUCGCUUGUAUUCGACUUGCACCAUAGAGGAAAAAGCUCUGAUUUUGGCAAAGGAGGAGAAGAUUCUUGACAGCAAUCUGCAUAAUAUUAACAAGAUUAAUUGUCAAUUGCUCCUUUCGUGGGGUGCACCUUAUCAAUUUGUUAAACUGAAUGAGUUUCAUUUGCCAGGCUCCAGUGUCAGUAUCUUACCAGUAAAAUCACCUCUGAAAGAUGUCAUCCAGGAAUUUGUGUCCCUACUUCCUCAGGAUGCCAAAAACGGUGGCUUCAGUGGUUUAUCUGUUAUCUCGAAAGCUCAUCAAACAGGAGGAGGUUACAGUAUGAAGACUAGCUUGUUCAGUGAAUUGAAAUGUCAACAUAUGGGUGAUGGGAAGCCACUCAGUUUUUGGUUAAAACUGUGGGAGGGAAAACAUCCACAGUGGAAAUAUUGUAUUGGUUUGUCUCAGAGGAACAGAAAAAGAGUAAAACAUAUGGAUAAAGAGCUAUCAAAGAAAGCACAAGUUGAAAUUGAUGAAGCCGUAAAAAAACGGAAGAGGUUGGGAAAUAGUAAUUAUGGUUCAGGCAAUUUAAAACCUGGAUUUGAGAGGAAAACAACUCCUAUAUCUGAGGAUGGAGCUUUUGUAACUCGAGCAGACAAUGUGCUUCGCUCUUCUUCUUGGUUAUCUGCUUUUAUAAAUAAGAAAAGCAUUUUUGCAAUACCAGUGAGUGACAAAUCUGAGGAGAGAAGAAAAUUCCUUGAUGCUCAGAAGAGUCUGCAUCUUCAUUUGAAGCCGGAGAUAUCAAAACUUUGUGGAGUCCUACAAUUCUCUGAUCUUCACAGGGUUUGGGUUGAAAAGUUUCUUGAAUAUGUGAUGAUGAAUCACAAAGUUAAUAGAGAACCAGCAACCAUAUUGCAUGCAUUUCAGAUAUCUGUGUGUUGGACUGUGGCGUCUUUUCUGAAGCACAAACUUGACCACAAAGAAUCGUUUGCACUUGCAAAACAGCAUCUUAACUUUGAUUGCCAGAAGGAAGAGGCAGACCGCGUUUUUUCAAUGCUGCGGUGUCUGAAGAAAAUGUUUUUAUACCGUACGAGGAACUUUAAGGCUGCAGACUCUCCAAAUAUUUCUGAACUCUCAAAUAAUGGUACAAUCUCAGACUUCCAAGGGGUCAAAUUGAGUGCUGCAGACUAUCAGCUAUAUUUAGUAGGCAAGGAUGUUGAAAAAUGUAUCAAUGAAAUGCGGAAGAAGUUUGAGAAGAAGAUGAAAAAACUUCUCGAAAAACAAUCUGAAGAGCAAAGACAAAUUAUGAAAUUUUACGAGGAGGAAAAGGAGCAACUUGAAAGGAAGCACAAAAUAGAGUUGGCUGUAAAUCGAAUUACUGCAAUGAGUUUAGAUAGACUGAGGAUCAUGGAAACUGAAUUUGAAAAGGAAAUUGAAGAGCAUAAACACCGGGUGGACAUGCAGCUGCAACUGCUCGAGAAAUUACAGCUGGAAGCAAGGGUUAAGCUCAAAGAGAAGGAGAACCAACGAGUAGAGGAAGUGCAAAACUGGGUUCGUGAGGAGUUGUUGAAUAGGGCACCUUCAGUUGCACCUGAUGAAACUGCAGCAUGUAGCAGUCCCGUUAGACCAGUCACGACUUCUGCUCGACCCAUUAUUGAAGAUGGUGCACAUGAUCCAAUGACUUCUGAGGAUGUUAAUAAUACUGUGAAAAACAAUCAAGAAAAUGUUGCUUCUAUGAUUCCUUGUGCCAAGGAGCUGAUGACUAACGGAAUCACCGCAGAAAGUGGGGAGGCUCUACUAAAUGUCCCAGAGAUCAUCACUAGCAAAGUUGUAACCUCCAGUCUUCCUCCUUUUGAAGAAAGGAUUGACAACUCUGACAAAAUACCCAUGUUUGAUAGGGAUGUUGGACUGGAACAGCCCAUAAUUGUCGGUUCAACUGAUGGUCCACUGACUCUGUCAGCUACAGAACAGUACCCUCAUGGGACUGCAUUAAGCAUGCCUGACAGAGAGGCACCACUUGAAUUGCCUGAGACUGUCAGUUUGAUUCAUGGUGUUAAUAAUAUUGUGUCUGUGAGCCCUUGUGCAUCUGAAGAACAAAUCCAUGUAGUAACAAAAAACAUAUCAGGUAAUGAGGUCGAGUCAGCAGUGGUUGCAACUGUGAGUUCGAAUGAUGCUCGACUGAAUCAUCUCUCCAGGGUUCCUCAUUCAUCUGAACAACUGAAUGUUGACAAUCUUACAAAAAUGGGGAACGGUGAAGUGAAUGAUACUACUACAUCUGAUAUUGCAACUGGGGUCAACCAGCAGAAAACUCCUGAGUUAUCUUCAGCUGCUAAAUCGGUCACAACUAUAUAUUCUGAGCACUCAGACCAAGAAGUAGCCUCCAAUGAGCCAGUAGUACCAGCCUCUGAGAGACCAGACCGUGGUUCUCAGUUUUCUUCAGCGUGUUGUGAGAACCAAGUUCAAGAUACUGUCUUGGUUACAUCGACUACAGAGCAAUAUGGACAUGUGCAAGCUCGCAAAGAGCAGUUUACAUGCCUACCAGUUGAAAAUCAAGCAUUGCAAUCAGUUGCAAUCAUAGCUUCUGAUCAUGAUGAGUUAGUGGUACAUGUACCUAACAGAUUAUCUUCAGCUUGUGCAAUUGAAGUUAAUCAAAGUACUGAAAAUCAAGAUGGAGGUGUCCUGUCCACUACGGUACAAGAUGGAGAUGCACGAGCUACUGGGAACCAGAUUACAAGUCAACCAGUUGAAAACCCAGUAUCCCAAUAUGUUGCCAUUGUAGAAUCUGAUCAUGAAGUGCCCGCAGCUGUAGUACAACUACAGCCUCCUCCUGAGCCUGCAGCUAUUGGAAUUGACAUUCAGCCAAGUAGGAGCGAUCACACCUCUAACCAAGUUUCUCAGGCUCCCAUGCAAGUAGUUGAGAACUUUUCUGAUCAAUCAAAUGAAACUGCUUUGCGGCCAGCACCAAGUCUAUCCUGGCAUCAGCCGUUUGAUGUAAUUACUAAUGGAUCUGGGCAGUUUUUUUCAGAAACACGGGAUACUUCUUUAACUAAUAGUCGUCCUAUACAUGCUGCUCCCCAGGGGACACUAAGGAUGCCUCACCAUUUAUACCCUGACCCACUUCAAAGUGAAUUGGAAAGAUUGAAUAAAGAAAUGGAACAAAACAUUAAGUCUCAUGAAGAUAAGAAGCUGCGUCUGAAAUCCGAUUAUGACAAGAAAAUAGAAGAGGCUGUUGCUGAACUUCGCCGGCAAUGUGAGACUAAACUUCAGGAGGAAGAAGCCACGUUUCGGCAUGUACAGAAGGAACUGGAUGCAAAUCAUAAUAAAGUUUUGAUGAAUAAGAUUUUGGCUGAGGCUUUCAGGUCUAAAUGCACAGAUCUUAGGGCGUCAAAUGUGUCUGGAGUGCAGCAAGACGGACAUUCUUUUAUCCAGCAGUUGCUUCAGUUUUCUAUGCAGCAAAAUGGACAGGGGACUUCUUCAGUUUCUAGCUCACCAUCAACCAGCCUUCCUUCAGCUAGUCUGCAGACUUCUAUUGCACCCUUACCCAGCCAACAGGGUUCUUUUAUUGCUCCAAUUAUCAGACUGCAGACUUCUAGUGCACCUUUUCCCAGCCUGCAAACAACCCUACCGGCAUCUGCGACUGCACCCAGUCAGCAUUACACAGCUCCAAUCAUGCAGACUGUUCCGCUUUCCCCUGCUUCUUCCAUUCCAGCAAGACCCCCUCAUAUCGGUACCUUUUCUGGUUCCACAGGAAUCCCCCAAGGUGGAGGUCAGAUCCGUUCCCCAGCCCCACAUCUCCAACCAUUUAGGCCUUCAACAUCUGUUACAGGCACCAGCCCUCUGUCUCAGGAAGGUGGGAUUUCAAAUCCUCAAUCCCAUAGCAACACCCCAGCGACAUCGCCAUCACUUCCGCAUUUGUCUCAAAUGGCAGCUCCCACACAACAGAUUGUUCCCUGUAGUGGGGCCCCACAUGUUGAAACUGCAGGGCGUAGCUCGACACCUAAUUCUGCAUCUGCGUUGAAGUUGCUGAUGGAUAUGGAGAAACGUUCAGGUGCAAAUCGACCAGGUGGUUUGUUGUCACUGCCGGCUUCAAAUUCACUGAACCAUCCUGGUCCUGUUUUUGUGAGCAGCGCAACUACCAACCCUGUAAAUACAGGUGCAACCCAUGAAAUAGUUUGUUUAUCUGACGAUGACUAACCACUUAUUGGAUUUGAACCAUUAUGUUAUUACUCCGUGUCCUUGGUGCUCUAGGUUAUACAGUAGGGUUGGGAUAUGACAUAGGAGAGUUAGAAGUUGUACUUAGGAACAAUGCAAAUUUCUAACAUUGUAAUAUAGAAAAUCGGUCUUGUUCAUGUUGAAAAACUUUUUAUGAGCAUGGAGUUGGGUUGGGUUUGAUCAAACUUUGCUAUGAGAGCAAUGAUUCAGAGUUG
Argentina anserina (silverweed cinquefoil) is the source of this 6660-nucleotide messenger RNA. Its product is annotated as helicase protein MOM1. NCBI's taxonomy places the organism in Eukaryota, Viridiplantae, Streptophyta, Magnoliopsida, Rosales, Rosaceae. Gene Ontology annotation, biological process: heterochromatin formation. The transcript has 15 exons. The record is from RefSeq and is a predicted model, not a curated record. Bases 242 to 6427 code for a protein of 2061 amino acids.